Sitophilus oryzae (rice weevil) is the source of this 920-nucleotide messenger RNA. It is a transcript of the gene Cisd2, whose product is annotated as CDGSH iron-sulfur domain-containing protein 2 homolog. Gene Ontology annotation, cellular component: intracellular membrane-bounded organelle; mitochondrial outer membrane. The record is from RefSeq and is a predicted model, not a curated record. NCBI's taxonomy places the organism in Eukaryota, Metazoa, Arthropoda, Insecta, Coleoptera, Curculionidae. Gene Ontology annotation, biological process: regulation of autophagy. The transcript is spliced from 3 exons. Bases 319 to 714 code for a protein of 131 amino acids. Gene Ontology annotation, molecular function: 2 iron, 2 sulfur cluster binding.
AUCAAAACAGUUCGAGAUUGAACAAAUCCAUUUAAUAACGAAUUAAUUACAUCACAGUACGCAAAUAAAAAUAAGAUAACAGAUCGUAUUCUGUUAGAAGAUUGUGAUACGGACCGAUGGAAUUGUAAGAGCGUGAAGAUCGCGUUUCAAGGUAAAAAGAGCAAAAAGUGGCACGAUUUGGCCGAUUGCCCGUGUGCAGUGGUUUUUUCGUUGUCCCCGGUCAGCUGUUCGAAUUAUUUGGUGCUUCCUACUUAAAAAAUCCCGAAAAUUUACGUUUAUUUGGAUAGUUUUUGUUAAUUGAGAGGAUAUUACAUAAACAUGCAGUCGGUAGCGCAUUUAGUUAAAGUCUCCGUGCCCGGAUAUUUAUCAGAACUCCCCAUACCAGACACUUUUGGAGGAUGGUUUAGGUUAGGAUUUAAAGAUUGGCUAGCUUUAGUUCCACCAACUGCUCUAGCUGCUGGUGUAGGAUAUACCGUAUACAGGGCGUACUGUCCAAAGGCCAGAGUAGCAUGCUCAGGCAGAACGAACAAGAUUGUUCAGUUGAGCAACCCGAAAGUUGUGGAUACGAUCGAUGUAGAGGAUAUAUCUGAAAAAGCAGCUUUUUGCCGGUGCUGGAAAAGUAAAAAUUGGCCUUACUGUGAUGGAUCUCACGCCAAUCAUAACAAAGAAACCGGUGACAAUAUUGGUCCUGUCAUUGUGAAGAAGAACAAGUGAAGAUCUGUGAUGUCACAAGAAUAUUAUGUAUAGUAGAAUGGAUUAUGAAUACUUGGUGAAAUUGUCGAUUUAACUGUAUUUUUCUCUUUUAUUUACAACUUUUAGUGGGCUAUUAAACAACAUAACAAUUUAUAAUAGGAUGGAAAAACAAAUAUUUUGUUCCUUUUUUUUUAACUAAUCAUUAAAUGAUGUUGUUGAAUUAAGUA